UCAUACAGUUUCAAGAUAAUAUUAUAUUCACUUAAACAUGGCGAGCAUUCAGACAGGAUUGAGUUUUCUUUGUAUAUUUUUAAUCUGUUUGAUUUAUGCUGAUCCGCUAAAUGCGCCUACAGGUGUAAAAGUUACAUUUUUAGAACCUUCUGGACUUUAUGUGGAGUGGGACGAAGUACGUUAUAAUAUUCAUGAACCAAACAUAGGAUUUAUUGUCAAAUUAUGGGAAAUUAAAGAAGAAACUACAAGAAACUACAAAUUGAUUAACGGCGAACAAUAUCCUGGUUUAGAAAAAAAUAAUUUCGCUGCAGUGCCAUUCACGCCUGAUCACUUAUCACACCAAAACAUUAGUGAUAUUACAGUGAAGGGAGGCUUCUUCAACUAUGCAAGGAUAAAAUCUGUAAAGCCAUACCAACUAUAUGAGGUGCGAGUUAUGGCGUAUAGAGGAGACGAAAUCGGCCCUAUGUCAGAACCGAAGCGACUUAAACUUAUAACUGAAACUAACUAUGUAAUGCUGGCUCAAAGGACCACAGAUUCUUGUCAAGCUACGAUUAUUACUAAUAAAACAACAUCGGAUAUGCCCGAGACUUAUGUUUAUAACUCUUAUUUGUAGGACAUUAAAAGAUUUUAUUUUUA
Colias croceus (clouded yellow) is the source of this 636-nucleotide messenger RNA. RefSeq lists its product as uncharacterized. The transcript is spliced from 3 exons. NCBI's taxonomy places the organism in Eukaryota, Metazoa, Arthropoda, Insecta, Lepidoptera, Pieridae. Gene Ontology annotation, molecular function: protein binding. Bases 38 to 613 code for a protein of 191 amino acids. The record is from RefSeq and is a predicted model, not a curated record.